CAUGGUACAGAAACCAGGAUAAGCUCCAGCCUGGUGGGCCACUUGGCUCAUAUACAAACUUAACCUUUUUUACCUUUAUCUAGUAUGUAUGAGGAUCCAGUUAAUUAAUUAAAAAUACAAUGAUGUACUUACAGUAUUUUAGAAGCAACCAUAAUUUGGAUUAAUUGAAAGUGCUAAAUGUUGUCAAUAGCCCAGUUGAAGUAUGGUAGGUGUUCUUAAACUUUCAUGUAGCUGUAUGGAUUUUGUUGUACAUUUUCAGAGAACAUGCAGGAUUCUAACAAUGUUGUACAGAAGCAUUAUUCAAACUGAUGGACAUGGUGGUGCAGCAAAAUGGAAGGUCUGCCUGUUGUUAAAAGUUUUUCUUCAAAGUGUGGAACCCUGUCUUCGUUUUAUCGAUGAGUGGGUCACAUCAGGGUAUGUCUGUGACCCACAUAAUGAGUUUUUUAUUGAAAGAAUCCAAGCCAUCAGUGUAGACAGUUCAUCAUUCUGGUCUGAUGGUGUGAUUAUUAGAUGUGCCAAUCAACCCUUAAAAUCUGUUGUCCCUUGCUUUCUACAGGAUUUUGUCAACCAGAUAUUUCGAGCUGGGAAGUCUGUAGAGUUAAUUCAAGGCCUUGGAAAGGUAUGCUUGGAUCAAAUUUUUUAUUAAUGAAUAACUAAAUAUAUAUAAUUAUUUUUAAUUUUCAUCAAAUGCAUGUAGUUGUCAUGCUUAAACUUUGCUCAUUGGAUGUGUGAGGAUUUACAGCCAUAGAAGGGAGACUGAAUAUCUACACUUACAUCAAACUUAAGUUUAAAAUCAUUAACUUAUAAUGUUCAGUCAACUUGGCUGUGCCUGUCAAUAACAUGCAAACUCUGAAGUUCAAAGCCUAACUAAUGAUUGCAUUUUUGGGUGCCAUCAAUCAUAAGUUAAAGUAUGAUGACAACCAAGGUAAAAAAGGUAAAAGGUAAAGUCUGCAUACGAGCCAAGUGGCCCAUCAGCCCAGAGCUUAUCCUGGUUUC
Messenger RNA from Orbicella faveolata, 996 nucleotides. Its product is annotated as gamma-tubulin complex component 5-like. Gene Ontology annotation, molecular function: gamma-tubulin binding; microtubule minus-end binding. Gene Ontology annotation, cellular component: microtubule organizing center; gamma-tubulin complex; spindle pole. Gene Ontology annotation, biological process: microtubule nucleation; cytoplasmic microtubule organization; meiotic cell cycle. The record is from RefSeq and is a predicted model, not a curated record. Lineage: Eukaryota; Metazoa; Cnidaria; Anthozoa; Scleractinia; Merulinidae.